UGGGUCACGUGACCGUUUUGCUGUGACGGAUUUUCUCUCCCUCACCUUUCGACUCCAUUUUUUGCUUAGCUCUCUCUCCCUCCCUCUCCUCCGCCUCUGAUUUAAGACACCAUGGAUGAGGAAUACGAUGUAAUCGUUCUAGGAACGGGCCUGAAAGAAUGCAUUCUUAGCGGCUUGUUGUCUGUAGCUGGCAAGAAAGUCCUCCACAUGGAUAGGAAUAAAUACUAUGGUGGCGAAUCUGCCUCUGUCAUCCUUGACGAUUUCUAUAAAAUUCAUGGGAAAGAGGCACCGGAAAACAUGGGGCGUUCCAGGGACUGGAACAUUGACCUUGUCCCAAAAUUCAUCAUGGCUAACGGGGAGCUUGUUAAGCUCCUCAUACACACCGGGGUGACCAGAUAUUUGGAAUUCAAGCAAGUUGAUGGUAGCUAUGUGUUUAAGAAAGGUGGAAAGAUUCACAAAGUUCCUUCCACUGAGGCAGAGGCACUCUCUACCUCAUUAAUGGGUCUGUUGGAAAAGAGAAGGUUCAAGAACUUCCUCCAGUUUGCUUAUGAUUAUGAACCUGACAAGCCAGCCACACACAAGGGCAUUGAUCCAAAGGGUACCAUGAAAGCUGUCUAUGAUAAAUAUGGACUUGACGAUAACACUGCCUCUUUUACAGGCCACGCCCUUGCUUUGCAUAGGGACGACAAUUACUUAACCGAGCCCUGUCUUGAUACAAUUAAGCGCAUACAGCUGUACGGUACCUCAAUCCAGCGUUAUGGUAAAUCACCAUAUCUCUAUCCUUUGUACGGCCUUGGAGAACUGCCACAGGGUUUUGCCAGGCUCAGUGCUAUAUAUGGUGGCACGUACAUGCUUGACAAGCAGAUAGAUGAGAUUAUUUAUGAAGGUGGGGUCGCUGUGGGAGUCAAAUCUGGUGGAGAGAUUGCCAAAUGUAAAAAUGUGAUUGGUGAUCCAUCUUAUUUCACUGAUAAAGUAGAGAAACGUGGACAGGUUGUGAGGGCAAUAUAUAUACUGAAUCAUCCCAUUCCAAACACAAAGGACUCUCCAUCUUGUCAGAUCAUUUUACCUCAGAGUCAAGUUGGGAGACAAUCAGAUAUCUAUGUCUGCUGUGUCUCUCACACUCACAAUGUUGCUGCUAAGAGCUACUACAUUGCCACCAUUAGCACUACUGUAGAGACAUCAAACCCAGAGAAUGAGAUUAAAGUAGCUCAAGACCUUCUUGGACCAAUUGCUGCUGGCCCAUUUGUGACUGUGAAGGAUUUGUAUCACCCUGUUGAUAAAGGGCUGGAGAGCAGGGUCUUCAUAUCAUCAAGCUAUGAUGCUACUACACACUUUGAAACCACUUGUACUGAUGUAGUUGAUAUAUAUGAGAGGAUAAUGGGAGAGCCUUUUGAUUUCUCCAAAGUGCAGACUCAGGUCGAGACUGUGGAGCAGUGAUUACUUCUGGAUGGCUGCAUUAAAUCCUUUUCUAUACAGGACUUAUAAUUACCUUAUUAUUAUUAUUAUUAUUAUUAUUAUUAAUGAAACUUGCUCAUUAUUGCUUGGUUCCUUACAUUAGGCUUCUAGUGAGUGCAGUAUUGUUAUUAUUAUUAUUGUUAUUAUUAUUAUAUUAUUAUGCUUCUUUUUGUUUAGAUUGUAAUUUUUAGAAUAUGAGCUUGGAUGCUUGCUUAAUUGUUUGUGUGUGUGUGUAUUAUCUUUUGACCUUUCAUAAUAAUUUAAUUUUGAACAAUUGAAUAUUAAAAUAGAAUUUGAUUUAUGUUUUUCUUUCAGUUUGUUGUAGAAUUGA
This is a messenger RNA of Amphimedon queenslandica, 1786 nucleotides long. RefSeq names its product rab GDP dissociation inhibitor alpha-like. Gene Ontology annotation, biological process: small GTPase-mediated signal transduction; vesicle-mediated transport; protein transport. Gene Ontology annotation, cellular component: cytoplasm. The transcript is spliced from 14 exons. The record is from RefSeq and is a predicted model, not a curated record. Gene Ontology annotation, molecular function: Rab GDP-dissociation inhibitor activity. Lineage: Eukaryota; Metazoa; Porifera; Demospongiae; Haplosclerida; Niphatidae. Bases 112 to 1437 code for a protein of 441 amino acids.